UGUAAGAUAUAUAUGUGAUACCGCCCGAUGGGGUUCAACAUGUCAUGAAGGUUGCCGGGUCGAGAUUUCGUGCUUUCAGUACAUAUUUACGAGGACAUUAUAUGACGGAUGGUGGGGAUCAUUACGGUGAGACUCCCUUUCAUCUUUAUAGCUUCAAAGAGCCAGAGCAUUGGGAAGAGUUUCAGACCCAAAACGAGACCGAGGAAGCUAAGCAUGAGUUGGCAGCUUCUCAGGCCACCACUUCUGCUGAUAUCGCUGGGUCGUCUACGGAGUUGGGUUCUCAUCUGGGACGGGAGGACUCUUGGUUGCAAGGUCACACCCCUGGGAAGCAGCCAGAAGUUACGGACCCUGCACAGAUGGAGAUUCGUGAUAGAAUAGUCCAGCUGAAGAAAGAGGUCGCAGCCGGUACCUUUGUUCCAGAUGGGCACAAUGAUGUACUGACUAGAGCUUUACGGACUGCUAAGCACCUGCGGCAGACGAGGGGUGUUGGGUCAUACUCGGGCUUACGUAAAGUUUUCAAAGGCAACAUGAAGCCCCGUAAGCCUGAAGCCGAUUAUAUAGUGGCACAUGGAUCAGUUUUCCCACGUGCACCAGGAGAUGUGGUGCACGGUGUUUCCCUCCUUCCCCACCAGGUUAAGGUCUCUGUGACCCUUGUGCAUCCUGGAAUUGGUGAAUAUACCAUUUCUUGUCCGACUGAACAUAUAGAGACUAUCGCAGAUUGCGAGGAGAGCUUCGUUGCAUGGCCAAAGUCGUUGGUGGGCCUUGGAGAUCCCCAGUGCACACGGCUCGACAUGGCGACUUCUCAUCGACCAAAUUUCAUCCUAUUCUCAGCAUACGCCCCACUGCUCCUCCUAGCUCUCCCGUACAUGAUGUUGUUGACCGGAGCUCAUACGCCUCUUUCAGGCCAAGGUCUUGGUGGUUACUUCGGGAACGGCACAUGCCUCAACUUAAGGCUUGACCGGAUUGGAUUGAUGUUCCCGGAGUACCCCAACAACCAGGGAACGUUGAGUGUUUUUAUUAUACGAUGCGAUUUUUAUGGCUCAUCGUCACUUUCUAUGCUCAGAGUUCUUUACCGUUUAACGAUGUGUUUCAGUUUACUUCGCCCUAUACCACAUCCGAAUGAGGAGAGAAAUGGCGCCAUUCUGGGAAGAGGCUUUUGCAUCAGUUUUACCACCGAUGCAAAAAGUAACCUGAGCAUUUGCAUUGCUGGCUUUUACAUCGGUUCAAAACCAAUGCAAAAAGCCAUUUCUUCGAUUCGCCGCCCUUCCCGGCUUCUACCUCGCUGCCCCUCUUUAGACACCGUCCACCUACUCACGUUGGCCUCCACCUCCAAAAGCAAUCACACACGCGAGACACCAGGAUUUUAGUGCCUCGCUUGCACCACCCCUCCGUCUGCCGCCCCGCUCGCACCACUAGACGGCGUCCUCCACCACUGUCGCAGAACCUCGCCUCGCAUCGCAGCACCCUGUCUCACUUUCACCACCGUCCGAGCGGUAGUCCCUCUUACCAAACCACAAUUUCAAGUUGUUGAAGAAGCUUGACCUUGGAGGCAUAUAUAUACUGCUGCAGCGACUCAAUGUACUUGGUAGUUUGUUUAAAUCACUGCGUCGGUUUUCAGGAGAAGAGUGGGAUGUGUUUCGCAGAUUGUGGUGUUGUGGCUAAAAAAAAUGCAUUGCGUCGUUUCAAGUUAUCAUUGAUUGGUUUUUUUAACGCACGUUCCUAUUUUUACGAUUGAAAUUGGGCCAUUGAUUUAUCUCCAUGACUGCUGGCGACAGAAGAAGGAAGCCGGAUCAAAGAAGGAAACUGAAUCCCUUUGAGAUUCGAUUUAGUAUCUUUCCUAGCUUGCUUAGUUCUUGUUAUAGUAGGAAUAGAAAUAUGAUAGGAAUAAAAGUUUACUUAUAUG
Messenger RNA from Cuscuta campestris, 1903 nucleotides. NCBI's taxonomy places the organism in Eukaryota, Viridiplantae, Streptophyta, Magnoliopsida, Solanales, Convolvulaceae. The record is from the annotation of a GenBank genome assembly.